Triticum turgidum subsp. durum (durum wheat) is the source of this 372-nucleotide messenger RNA. The record is from the annotation of a GenBank genome assembly. Lineage: Eukaryota; Viridiplantae; Streptophyta; Magnoliopsida; Poales; Poaceae.
AUGGCUCUGGGAAGAGGCAGUGCGAGGAACGGUGCCGCCGGCCUGCUGCUGCUCGGCCUGCUCGUGAUGAGCGCCGAGGCGGCCAAGUACACGGUGGGCGACUACGGGGGCUGGAAGUUCAACGUCGCCGGGUGGGCCAAGGGGAGGACCUUCCGCGCCGGCGACGUGCUCGAGUUCAAGUACAACGGGGCGGUGCACGACGUGGCGGCCGUGGACGCGGCGGCGUACCAGAGCUGCGUGGUGCCCAAGGGCAAGAGGGCGAUGCGCAGCGGGCACGACAAGGUGAGGCUGGUCAAGGGGAUGCACUACUUCGUCUGCACCGUGCGCGGGCACUGCAAGGCCAACAUGAAGAUCGCCGUCAGGGUCAUCUAG